Vigna umbellata (rice bean) is the source of this 2602-nucleotide messenger RNA. NCBI's taxonomy places the organism in Eukaryota, Viridiplantae, Streptophyta, Magnoliopsida, Fabales, Fabaceae. The record is from RefSeq and is a predicted model, not a curated record.
UAUGAGUAUGGAGUCCCAAUGCAUAUGUUAAAUCUUCCCCGUUUUUGAGUUCAGAGGGGAUGGUUGGCAUGACCAUGACCAACGUAUUCCUAAAACCCCUUCUCAUUCCCCUUCCCUCAAAAUUCUUGUUCCCUAACACAUUCAAGCCCUCCCUUGGUCAUACUCUUACAACAACUUUCUUCAUCCCACAUUUCUCCACAACCCCUCUCUCCUACGGACCCUCCCUCCGUAAAGGUACUAUACCCUCCCACUCCCAAUCCCAAUCAUCGCAAAAUCAAAACGAUGCCAUCCUCCGGGAAGAAGUCUUCACCCGCGUCUUCCUCCUCGCCGCCCUCCGUGUCCCCUCCGCCGAAUGCUCCGCCCUCGAAAGCCGACUCCGCGGCCACCUCCUCAACUGGCCCCGCGUCCGCAACAUCGCCCGCGUCCCCGGCGAUGACCUCGACCCUAGCCUCGCUCCUCUGUUACCUCAGCCAAUUAGCGGUGACGGCGAAUUCGAUAACGAAGAAGAAAGAACUCUCAUCUCGGUGCAGCGCCGGAUCCAUGGUAAGGCCGACGGAGAUGGCGACGUUCUGAGUCCCGUUCUGUACCGCGACAAACUCGCAAGGACGUUCAACUCGCGCGGAUUCGUGAAGUUCCGCAACCUCGCGAAGAUUUCGCGGCCGAACAGGAAUAAGAAGAGGAAAAAGAGGAAGGAGGGGAUGGAAGUGGAAGACGGUAGGCGCGUUGGGCAGAACGGUUUUGCCGUGGUUGAGGUUGUUGAGGAGGAAGAAGAAGAUAGUGUUGCUAUGAGGAAGUUGCUGGGAGAAGAAUUUGUCAGUAGCAAGUGGAGGGGCUCGACGAGGUUGCUGCUUCUGGACGAACGCUUCGCGGGUCGCGGUGUGGAGGAGUUGCCUGAGGCAAUUAAGGCUGUUUUGAAGGAGUAUGCAGAAAAGAAUACAAUGUUGACCCUUGAGCUAGUUAGAUGCAAGCUGACACUAUUCUAUGAUUACUGGCAGAUGACCGAGGUUUUGGAGACCUUGUUGCCUGAGGGUAUGAUUGUUCCUUCAACUUUUGAGUCUGUUGGUCAUAUAGCACACUUAAAUUUGAGGGAAGAACAUUUACCAUACAAGAGGCUAAUAGCAAAGGUUGUACUGGAUAAAAAUAGGCCAAAGAUACAAUCGGUUGUGAACAAGAUUGAUUCCAUUCAAAAUGAGUACAGGACUAUGCAGCUCGAGGUUUUAGCAGGGAACCACUCUCUUGUGACUACAGUAGUUGAGAAUGGACUUCGCUUUCAGGUUGACUUAGCAACAGUAUAUUGGAGUUCUAGGCUUGGAACUGAAAGACAAAGGCUUCUGAGUGGUUUCACACGGAACGAUGUUGUCUGUGAUGUUUUCUCGGGAGUUGGUCCCUUAGCCAUAUCUGCUGCGAGGAUAGUUAAGCGUGUUUUUGCUAAUGACUUAAAUCCAUAUGCAGUUGAGUAUCUGGAAAGAAAUAGUGUUUUAAAUAAACUUGAGAAGAAGAUUAAGGUCUUCAACAUGGAUGGAAGAAGGUUCAUUAAGUCUCUUUAUGCCAGUGAUGUUUCUCAGUCCAUCACGCAAGUGGUUAUGAACUUGCCAAGUGAAGCUGCAGAAUUUCUAGAUGCAUUUCGGGGAAUAUACAAAAAUAGACCCAAGGAUGGGGAAUAUACUUUUCCUAUGAUCCAUGUGUAUGGAUUCUCCAAAGCGCGAGAUCCAGAAUUUGAUUUUCACGAGAGAAUAAGAAUUGCGCUGGUAGAAGUAGCAGUCAACGUAGACGUGCGACGGCUAACGGGGUCCACUGCAUCUCUAUUCUCUCUCAUCUUGGGUGUGGCCCCAUGCUGCUUGACAUGUCUCCUCUCAGACCUCAAUUGAAGUACAGGCAGGUCCAGCACAACUACCAGGUGACAGUGACAUUUUCAUGCAUCCAAAAAACACGCCCUUUCUGUUCUGCAAUGAAUGCUCUCUCAAGCACUCACUCAAUUCUUUGAUCCUGUGAUCCCUGGAUGGUCCGGAUAACACUAGCCGGCCGGCCCAGGCAGCACAAAUGCUAUUCUACGAUCCUGUUCCUUUCAUCAAAAUCUUGUGUGAUACAUGUACUAUAUAUAUCCAACCCUAUGAAUUAUGUUUGUACUCCCUGCCCACUAUGCGGUUGGUUGUGCGAAGGAGAAAAGUGUCCAUUGUGAUGGUAGGUGAGGGCAGAAUGGUAAAAUGGGAGGGUGAAAGCAGAGCAAAUCUCAGUUCAGAUUGAGAUCUAAAUAAUGAUCUCCGUGGGGUGGUCCUUCCCUUGUGAUUGUCUUAUUGGUAUGGAUAUGUGAGGGAAAUGGGAAUCGGAGUUGUAGGGGAGGGAUCUCUUGCAAUUUUGUACUAAAAUGGAUUGGUCCUUCACAAGUUGCAUAAAGCCAGAACCAACAGUUACUCUAACUGCUCCAUUCCUUUAUGGUAAUCUCUACAAACAAACAAUCUGUAUUAGUUGCUUACCUCCUCCACUUCUCUCCCUCUCCCUCGUUAAACCACCCCAUUUUGUAGCUAAAAAACAACAACGGGAAGCCUCAUUUCAGAUGCUGGAUUCCUCUAUAUUUAUGAAAUAAAGUAUGGUUAUAUGUCUA